GGAUGCCAGGAAAACCAUGUGAUGCAACCGAAAACGAGAAAUGCAAGAAGGAUGGGAAAGACUGUGUCCAAAUCGGCGACACAGCGCAGUGCAUUCCCCCAGGCAUGCCAAGAAAACCAUGUGAUGCAACCGAAAACGCGAAAUGCAAGAAGGAUGGGAAAGACUGUGUCCAAAUCGGCGACACAGCGCAGUGCAUUCCCCCAGGCAUGCCAAGAAAACCAUGUGAUGCAACCGAAAACGCGAAAUGCAAGAAGGAUGGGAAAGACUGUGUCCAAAUCGGCGACACAGCGCAGUGCAUUCGUGAGUAUAAUUUUUAAACCGUUUCCAUGGGUUUCCCCUUUCUUUAUGGAAAUCUGUGCGUAUUUGGCACAUAACAUUCCG
Messenger RNA from Dermacentor andersoni, 381 nucleotides. NCBI's taxonomy places the organism in Eukaryota, Metazoa, Arthropoda, Arachnida, Ixodida, Ixodidae. The record is from RefSeq and is a predicted model, not a curated record.